This is a messenger RNA of Salvelinus namaycush (lake trout), 3339 nucleotides long. Its product is annotated as SWI/SNF complex subunit SMARCC1-like. The transcript has 26 exons. The record is from RefSeq and is a predicted model, not a curated record. Gene Ontology annotation, molecular function: nucleosomal DNA binding; histone binding. Gene Ontology annotation, biological process: positive regulation of DNA-templated transcription. Bases 43 to 2982 code for a protein of 979 amino acids. Gene Ontology annotation, cellular component: nBAF complex; npBAF complex; SWI/SNF complex. NCBI's taxonomy places the organism in Eukaryota, Metazoa, Chordata, Actinopteri, Salmoniformes, Salmonidae.
GCUGUAACAGCUCUUGAGCGGGCUAGUUUUCCACCCGUUAUUAUGGCGACAACGUCUGGGGGACCCAACAUCGGGACUCCCGGGACCAGCCAGAGUCCACACACCACUAUGGCACAGCGGAAAAAAGACGGGAGUCCGUCCGCGAGGUACUGGGAGAGCCACGACUCCCUGGUUCAGCUCGAGACGGUGCGACAGUGGAUCGGGAAGCAUUACAAAAAGUAUGUGCAGGCAGACUCUCCAUCCUGCCAGGCUCUAGCCUCCCUCGCCCUUCAGCUGCUUCAGUUCCAGGAGGAAGUGUUCGGCAGACGGGCCGAAAUCCGCACACACACCAAACUACCUUCUCGGUGCUUCCUGGACCUGCGCCCAGGAGGCGGGCUUUGCCACAUCCUUGGCUCAGCCUACAAGUUCAAGACUGAUCAGGGCUGGAGAAGGUUUGACCUACAGAACUCCUCCAGGACGGACCGUAACGUAGAGAUGUUUACUACUCUAGAGAAGACCCUGGUCCAGAAUAGCUGUCUGUCGAGGCCCGUCGUGUAUGUGGACCAGGAGGUGGAUCAGAACCUGAACAGCAGACUGGCUGACAUCGUCGCCAAACACCAGGGUUCGUUGACUGAGGACAGAACCCAAGCCUCUCACCACAUCUACCCCCGUCCAGCUGUCACAGACCAAGAUUGGGAGUGGGUGCGCCCUGUCAUGCGGAAGGACAACUAUGUGUUGGUGCACUGGGGCAGGCACCCUGACAGCUACGAUAGCUGGCUGUCCUCCAGUGACGUAGAGGGAGAGGUGCAGGAACCUCCACACACACACAGACCUUGGAGGGUGCACGCAGGCUGGGUGUUGGAUACAGAGGUGUAUAAUGAGUGGAUGAACGAAGAAGACUACCUGGUAGAUGACAGAAACGUUCCUCUCAUCCUCCGCCGGAGAGUCCAUGUCACAGACCAACAGGACCGUAAGUUUACUCCAGUGAAGAAGAGAAGACGCUCCCCCUCUCCUCCCUCUUCCGAUGGCAAAAAGAAAGGAGGAAAGAAGAGUGGUGGGUUUAAGAGGCGUGGGCCAAAGGAGGAAGAGGAAGAGGUAGAGGAGGAUCUGACUAAAGAUAUGGAGGAUCCAACACCUGUCCCUAAUAUGGAAGAAAUUAUACUGCCUAAGAAUGUGAACCCAAAGAAGGACAGUGAGAACACUCCUGUCAAAGGAGGGAUGAUGACUGACCUGGAUGAAAUUGAGGAUGACUCUCUGCUUCCUGGUGGAAGGGAGGAUGAGGAGGGCAGAGAGGGGCUGCGUCUGUCAGAUGGAGAAGACAACAUCACAGAACAAACUCACCACAUCAUCGUCCCGUCCUACACCGCCUGGUUCAACUAUAACUGUAUUCACCAGAUCGAGAAACGAGCUCUUCCAGAGUUCUUUAACGGACAGAACAAGUCCAAAUCUCCAGAGAUAUACCUGGCGUAUCGUAACUUCAUGAUUGACUCGUACCGGCUGAACCCCCAGGAGUACCUCAGCUCCACCUCCUGCAGACGGAACCUGACAGGAGACGUAUGCGCCGUCAUGAGGGUCCAUGCGUUGUUGGAGCAGUGGGGGUUAGUGAACUACCAGGUGGAUGCAGAAAGCAGACCUCUCCCUAUGGGACCCCCUCCCACCCCUCACUUCAACACACUGGCUGAUACACCCUCAGGACUGGCCCCGCUGCAGCACAGACCACUACAGGUGUCGUCCUCCCAGCAGAUGUUAUUCUUUCCUGAGAGAAGUGUAGAGAAGCCCUCAGACUCUCAGAACUUUGGCCUCAGAACAGACCUGUAUGCCAGGAAACACCCCAAGAGUAAAGGAACCAGUUCAGGGAGGGAUUGGACAGAACAGGAGACCCUCCUACUGUUGGAGGCGUUAGAGGUCUAUAGAGACGACUGGAACAAGGUGUCAGAACACGUGGGGUCUCGUACCCAGGACGAGUGCAUCCUCCACUUCCUGCGCCUGCCAAUAGAAGACCCUUAUCUGGAGGACUCCGCCUCCUCUCUUGGCCCAUUGGCCUACCAGCCUGUUCCUUUCAACCAAUCAGAGAAUCCGGUGAUGAGCACCGUGGCGUUCUUGGCGUCCGUGGUUGAUCCCCGAGUUGCCUCCGCCGCUGCCAAGGCUGCUCUGGAGGAGUUUUGUCGUGUGCGUGAGGAAGCUGACAAGGUUCUGGAGUUCCCUGCACUCAAUGAGGCUGAGAAGGCAGAUGUGAUGGAUGGUGAGAAGAUGGAGACUGACUCUGGCUCCCAGCAGCCUCUGCAGGUGGAUAGACAGACGGUUCUAGAGCCCAGUGGAGGAGAGCGAUCAGUGGAGGUAGAACGAGUUAAGAGAGAGAAUGCUGAAAUGACAGUCACAGAGGAGAGAGACGGCGAUAGCGGAGGGAACCUCGAGACAGACCGAGGGGAGAAGGAUGAGAUUGCGGGACGAUGGAGGGAAGUAGAGCGGGAUGAAGGGAGGAGACUAGCAGAGCUGGAGUUGGUAGAUGGGACAGUUACCACGGCAGCAGCUGCUGCUCUAGGCGCCGCUGCUACUAAGGCCAAGCACCUAGCAGCGGUAGAGGAGAGGAAGAUCAAGUCUCUGGUGGCUCUGCUGGUGGAGACUCAGAUGAAGAAGCUGGAGAUCAAACUGAGACACUUUGAGGAGCUGGAAACCAUCAUGGACCGAGAGAAAGAGGCUUUGGAGCAACAGCGUCAGCAGCUGUUGUCAGAGCGACAGAGUUUCCACUCUGAGCAGCUGAAACAUGCAGAGAUGAAGAUUCUACAGCAGAGAGAGCAGCAAGCACCAUACACUCCACAACAACACACAGGCCAGUCCAUGCCCAGCCAGAUGAUGCCUACUGGGGGAAACUCUCUCACCAUGGCCCCUCGACACCCUGGAGCUCCCAACGGCAUGUACCCACCAGCACAGCCUGAUGGGAUAGCUCCGACGCAGCCUGGUCCUCCAAGCACAGCCAUACACAGCCGGGGAGCAGAAACAUGAGACCACACACAGUACAUAUUUUGGAUCCACAGUAAGAAACAGUCAUGGUCAUACAGAUGCCUGGACAAGCAGUCAUGGAAUCUAAUCUUCACAUUGGACAGGUCCUCAUAUGUGACUGUCAUUUUGAUGUCAUUUAACCAUUGUUACACACACUUGCUUUUCUAUGCUUUAUUGACCAGUGCUGAAGAGUAUACUCAAAUUGUGUUUUAUAUGAAACUAUCGAUCUGUGUACGUGUCCAUUUUUAGUGUGUGUGUGUUCAAUGAUGUUGGAUGUGAUACACUAUUUUACAGGACAUUGACAUCACACAGAUACAGUACUGGAUACUGACCAACAAGUAUAAAAUAAAUACAUCACCA